Messenger RNA from Saxophila tyrrhenica, 1593 nucleotides. RefSeq lists its product as uncharacterized. The transcript has 3 exons. Bases 1 to 1593 code for a protein of 530 amino acids. Gene Ontology annotation, molecular function: zinc ion binding; DNA-binding transcription factor activity, RNA polymerase II-specific. The record is from RefSeq and is a predicted model, not a curated record. NCBI's taxonomy places the organism in Eukaryota, Fungi, Ascomycota, Dothideomycetes, Mycosphaerellales, Extremaceae. Gene Ontology annotation, biological process: regulation of DNA-templated transcription.
AUGAGCGUCUCAAGCGGUACCAAAAGAGUCAAGAGCGGCUGCAUCACAUGCCGGAUCCGCCGCGUGAAGUGCGAUGAGGAGAAGCCGGCAUGCCGACGGUGUAUAUCGACAGGACGGACCUGUGAUGGCUACAGCACACUUCCAUUCUCCAGGCGAGACUUACAAACUGCGAGCCUGUUGGGUUCGCGACAGAGCAGCGCUUGUGGAGAAGACUACAGGCCUGUGGGACCCUUGCCUCGCCUGGUGACGGAUCCGGCCUUCAGUGGUCUCCUGGAGAAGCGAUACUUCCAGUUCUUCCGGCAGCGGACAGUAGCAAGCACAAAUGCCAUCGUCAGUUGCCGCUUCUGGGACCGCAUUGUUCUGCAAGCGUGCCACACAGAGCCUGCAGUUAAACACGCAGUCCUAGCGCUGAGCUCUUUGCAUUCAGUCCGAACUUUAGCAUCUGAUGGCAACAGCCAUAUCCAGCAUCGACAAUAUGCGGAUACACAGCACCAGAAGGCCCUGAAGGAGGCAAGAGCAUUCAUCGCAUCGGCUGGCUCUGAAGAUAUCGACCGUGUACUCGUUACCUGCAUCAUCUUCAUCAUCUUCGAGAGCGUGCGAGGUGAAUAUUGCGCGGCCUCAACGCACAUGGACAGUGGAAGAGCCAUUAUCGCGGACAACCUACAGCGACUGAAACACACAUCGAGGCGGAGAGACUUGCUUGAGAUUGAAAGUGCUUUCGCUCGUUUGGAUCUGCCUGCUACCUGCUUCUCGGACCGCACCUCGCCAUAUCGAUACGGUCUUCAAGACUUCCUCAACACGAAGCCAGCGCUUGAGCCAGAGUGUUUCCAAGACAUCAACGAGGCGCAGAAUUCGAUGAUUGACCUCAUGCGCUGGCUGAUGAUCCUUGGGAACCACAUCGAACGUGCUGUCAGGCGCAACGAUGUUCAAGCCAUUGCUCGAUACUCGGCAGAGAAGACCAGAUGUACCGUGACAAUCAAGCAGUGGCAUUGGCAUUUCGAAGUGCUCGCCAGCGAGUCUGACCUAUCUAGCUCCUUGACCGUAAUCAACUUGCGGCUUUGGUAUGCAUUUGCACAGCUGGCUAUCCAGGCCUACGGACACGGCCCUCAGAAGCAACACGACGGGCUCCUGCACCAUGGGAAGGAGAUCCUACGUUAUGGCGAGCAACUCGCUAAGAGUCUUGCGCAAUCAGAGGUGGCAGCACAGCCAAGCUCAUUCAGCUUCGACUUUGGAUACAUCAUCCCGGUUUACGCCGCAGCGACUGUCUGUCGCGAUCCGUUACUCAGGCGGAGAGCUAUCAGCAUCCUUCAUACUUAUCCGAGGCAAGAGGGCGUGUGGGAGAGCACUGCGGCUGCAGCUGUUGCGGCGAGAUGGGUUAUGGUGGAGGAGGCAGGCUUGGUCGUGACCUGUGCGGACGACGUCCCUGAGCAUCGGCGGAUACGAUACAUUAGUACGAAGGUCAACAUUGAUGGGAAGAGCGCAUGGAUUAACUUGGCUCCUCGGCCGCCUGGAGUCCCUGUGGAUGUCACUGCGACCUGGUGGCCGGGUUGCUCUACAGCAGACGAGCUCUUGAAGCAGAACACUUUAAAUUGA